Messenger RNA from Melanaphis sacchari, 2962 nucleotides. Its product is annotated as adenylate kinase isoenzyme 5. The record is from RefSeq and is a predicted model, not a curated record. Bases 444 to 2084 code for a protein of 546 amino acids. Gene Ontology annotation, cellular component: nucleus; cytoplasm. The transcript is spliced from 10 exons. Gene Ontology annotation, molecular function: ATP binding; UMP kinase activity. Lineage: Eukaryota; Metazoa; Arthropoda; Insecta; Hemiptera; Aphididae. Gene Ontology annotation, biological process: UDP biosynthetic process; CDP biosynthetic process.
GCCAGUGUCCGUCCGUCAACGUUCGCCGCCGAUCGUCCAAACGACAUAACGAUAUUGUUACGGUAUCUAAACUAGUGAUAAUAACAAUAAUAAUAAUAAUAAUCGUAUAGUUUCCAUAGGUGGUACCUUUAUUUAAUCUGACAGCUGCCGUUCGUGUUUCGCUUCCGAGUCGUCAUACCACUACCGCAGUACCGUUAUCAGAACAGCGCGCUAUUCGCAUAUCCGAAAUAAGCGACAAAAUCUGGACAUGUGCGAUCCCAGCGAACCAGGUUAAACUAGACACACACGCCGGCGUGCGUCCAGUGUCCAUCCGUAUCCGCUGGGAACUUCGCACGUAAGACCAAAGGCCGACUAGUUGUCCGCGCGUACACAGGGCGACCGUAGACGUGAUGCCUGCGGUCAGCGAGUCGUGCCGUUCGAAGUGAAACCCGGCGAAUGGGACUAUGGGAAUUUGUCUGGACACAGACAAAAUUCCUGAUGACGAGCAUUUUAAAAAUGGUUCCAAUGGUAGACAAAAUUGGGAAGCAGAUGACAUUGACAAUACAAAUAGUAAUAACACUGGAAUGUUCCCGUACACAAAUGGUCAUGUCAAAUUCGACACACCGAAAGUUCCAGUAAUUUUCGUACUUGGUGGACCUGGAAGUGGCAAGGUCACGCAUUGUGACAACUUGAUGAUAGAAAAGCGCGGUAUUGUUCACAUUAACAUGACCGACUUACUACAACAGUACACUGUUGGAAACGAUAUGGAAGACUUUAGCAAACUUUCCAGUAAAACAGUUACUGAAGUAUUGAUGUUGGAGUUGAAAAUGUCUCCUGUAGCCAAAACAUUUUUGAUAUCAGGAUUCCCAAGAAAUAUGCGCGAUGUAGUUGAAUACACAAAUAAGAUAAAAGUCGUAAAUGGAGUCAUUCUAAUAUCGUGGAAUCAAAAUGUGUUGGAACGACAAAUCGAUUACGGUGCAAAAUUAGGACAUGUCGUUUUAAGUCUGGCUAGAAUGGAGCUGAACAACUUCUACAAAAAUGUGACUCCAGUAUCGGACUAUUAUGACCAAAGGAAAAUGCUUAUUUCAGUGAACGGUGAACGGAGUCCGACGGAAGUAUAUAACGACUUCCGGUCUUCGGUACUGCAAAUAUUGAGCUCCUACAAAAGUCCAGCGCCGGUUAUAGUGGCCAACGGUACCGUGCGCACGGACAACCCGGGUACCGAACAACCGGAAGUCGACGCUGAGCGCCCAAGCAACCACUUCACCGUCGAUCCCGCGCCGGAACCACGGGCUACAGAACGCGUCUCGGAACCGGAAACGUUUCCGCGAGUGAUUUUCGUAGUGGGUGGCCCCGGCAGUAAUAAGAGUUCAUUGUGCCAAAAAGUACUUAGAGCCAACGUUGGUUGGGGGCAUGUCAGCGUUGGACCUUUAUUGAGAUCUCUGGCUUCGACUCAAGAAUCCCUACAAGAGAUGAUCAGCAGUGGACACAUCCUCGAAGAAUGGAUAGUUCAUGAAAUAUUAGAUAAAGAGUUACUCAAGUAUACAAAUACAGAGGGUAUUGUGAUCGAUGGUUAUCCAAGAAAUAUUGGACAGCUCAACUAUUUUGAAAAAAAGUAUGCUCAACGGCCGAAGUUGAUACUAUUGGAUUGCUCAAAGUUGCAGUUAGGUCGCGGAAGAUUAGAUGACAGCGUGUCGGCGUUUCGCCGGCGUCUGCAGAGUUUCCGCGAACAAACUCUACCGAUGCUCAAGGCACUGGACAAAGACAACCGCUUAACUGUAGUGGACGGUAACACCGACGACAAGCGCGUACAAGAGACGUUCAUCGGCACUCUGGUGGAGACGAUGAAGGGAGAGAAUUUUUCGGUUUUCCAUCUGGACGGCGGCGGCGACAACGCCGAUACUGAUGCCCACUCAGACACGGAAAAUCGAACCACGUCAGGACACGCGAUUUCGGGGCCGGCGGUGCCGCGUCAAAACGGUCAUCUACCGAACGAUGCAAACGAAGACGACAACAAUCGGGAACAGAACUUGCGGUACGAUGUGCGGAACAUGUACGCUCAAAUAGGAUCAUACGCCAACAAUCCGUCGCUGUACAACGCUUAAGCUAUCGCAUCAACGACGGACACGUUAUUAUUAUCGUUCUCGUAUUUAUAAUGUUGUCCAGUUACGUCCAGCAAUCUUCGUAGGCAUACAUGCACUGCAGUGGCGCUUUCUUUGAGACGUAGGCGUGCGCAGGAUUUCGUGUCUGGUGCAGCGCACGUUGUUUGCCGGUCCGACCAGAAAGGUUAGGCGUGAGCGUCGCGUUUUCCUGGUUUUUUUAUAACACGGGAAAAUUGUGCUCGAGGCGAACACAACAAUGUGCUCGUUGAUCGUUCGACCGUCUGGACGAAAACACUCCGUUCGACAUUCAGACACGUACUAUAUAAGUGGGUCAUGACUAUUGUUUUAUGGUUUAUGUAACCGACAUCGCAUCUGUUAACGCGACAAGUGUCGCUGCGACCAAUCGAACGGUUGUUGGCUGUGAAUGUCGUAACGAUAUACACCGCGGUCGUGUCUGUACGUGAAAGACCAGGGGCGUUUUCGAGGAGGCGUGGUAGAUGCGGUCAGAAGUCCUGUGGCAUACCUUGUAGGUUUUUAAAAAUGUCUUAGUUUUAAUUGUUAAUUUUUCUGUAACUGAAAUAUUUUUUUAUUAUAAUAUUAAUGUUAACACGAUAUUGUAUAAGAACGGUUAACGCGUGCCCAUACGAAUUACUAUAGGUGAUAAUUUAGUUAAAUGGUUAAAUUUUAAUGAAAAACAUAUUAUAUUUGGUUGUAUUGAUAUUAAUUAAGAGGUUAAAACUGUCUAUCCAUAUAAUCUCUCGAGAGAACGUUACACCGUACCCGCACGCGUAGUCUGAUUAGUGCACAUGUCAACAUAACAAAUUUUACGUUUAAAAUAAUCCAUUUUACUCGGUUGUUUUUAAUAUAUUUCUGUAAUUUUU